This is a messenger RNA of Acanthisitta chloris (rifleman), 858 nucleotides long. RefSeq names its product family with sequence similarity 150, member A (gene ALKAL1). The record is from RefSeq and is a predicted model, not a curated record. Gene Ontology annotation, biological process: positive regulation of ERK5 cascade; positive regulation of ERK1 and ERK2 cascade. The transcript has 4 exons. NCBI's taxonomy places the organism in Eukaryota, Metazoa, Chordata, Aves, Passeriformes, Acanthisittidae. The annotation marks the transcript as partial. Gene Ontology annotation, molecular function: receptor tyrosine kinase binding; receptor signaling protein tyrosine kinase activator activity.
AAAUUUUUCCAAGAGAUUCCAGUUUAAAAGACAAGUUCAUAAAACAUUUUACAGGGCCAGUCACAUUUUCAUCAGAGUGUAGCAAGCACUUUCAUCGACUGUAUCACAACACAAGAGACUGCUCAACGCCAACCUAUUACAAAAGGUGUGCAAGGUUGCUAACGAGAUUAGCAAUGAGCCCUUUGUGUACACAGUCCUAGGAUGUUUGCUAUACUUUCUACCAAGGAGAGAAAAUUCUGAUUUGCCAAGAAAGUGCCUUGAAAUCUUCAAAAAUGGAGAAAACAUCUUUUACCUUUUUGAUUUACAACAUUUUGUUACUAGAUGCAUUUUAUUUUCAUAUAUUUGUUGGACAUUCCAUAUUUCUGUGAAACAUUAUUUUAUUUUGUAAAUUUGUUGCCUAUAGUUCAGAUAAGCCAAUUAUUUAAAUACAUUGUAUAUAAAGAAUACUAAUGAUAUACUGAUUAAAUGUUAUAACCAUAUGCAGGGAGUUGGUAAAAGUUUGCUGUUUCUCUUGUUCCAUUGUAUUUACAUUGUUCUGCUCAGGCUCUUACUUUCAUUAUUUGCACUAACUUGAAAUGCAGAAGUCUAUGUAACUGAAAUCUGAAUAAGCUGUAAGUGGGGAAGUUUUACUUGCCAUGGAAGAUAUUUUAUAUUAUGAAGCUUUGUUAAUAUAUACAUAUAUAUUAUUGCGCAUCAGAAAAAAAAUUGCUCAGAAAUGCACCUUGCUUUCAGGAACAUUUGUAUGACUAUUCUGGACUUUCAUCAGUUACAUUUGUACUGGCACUUAUGGAAAGAGUUGCAAAUAAUGUAAAUAUAAAGACUGGAAAACUGCAAUGCAGUUUUGGUGGAAUAAAGAAC